This is a messenger RNA of Tetrahymena thermophila SB210, 462 nucleotides long. RefSeq names its product transmembrane protein, putative. The record is from RefSeq and is a predicted model, not a curated record. The transcript has a single exon. NCBI's taxonomy places the organism in Eukaryota, Ciliophora, Oligohymenophorea, Hymenostomatida, Tetrahymenidae.
UAAUAAAUUAAUAUUAAAAAAAUAACUAAUCUAAUAAAAUUAAUGGGAAAAUUAAUUCUUGCAUUACCACUUGCUGUCUUGCUUAUUUUAGCUGGAACUAUCAUUUUGUAGAAUAAAUCAAAUCUAUCAACUGAUUACUACACUUUUAAAUACUCAACAUGGGAAGAUUGUGUUUAGAAGCUACCAGAUUAUCCUCAAAAAUGCACAGAUGUCAAAGGUUUCUAAUCAGCUUAAUCUGCAGUCAAUAAUUUAGUUAGCCCUUAAUCUUCAAAUGCUCUUCCUGGCUGUAUUAAAUUCGCCUAAUUUUAAAAAACAGCAGGACCUGAUUCCAUUUUGAAUUAUGGUGACUACUAUUUAGAUUGCUUUUAUGAGGAUAUCGUUGUAGAAGCAGCUUAAACUAAUGAUUGCUAUUACUAAUAGUAUUUUUAUCCUAGAUAUUUUAAAUGCACUAAAUGGUUUUGA